CGUACUGUACAGUGUACACAUGUUGAUACGGGAACUAGAGAUCCAGAGCUCCAAAGAAUGGAGUACGAGCUAACUUCAGAUGAUUCUGAUCAUGAUGAUAGCGGGCUGAUUGGAAAGCGAAAAACUUUACGAGCGUACUCUCCGCAAAUUAGACGUCGAAUCGUUGUUGGUGUUGCAGUGGGACUCGUCAUCAUCAUUAUCAUUUUGGGCGUGGGAUUGGGGGCGGGCCUAGGGAACAGUGGCAGCAGCAGAAGCACCUGCGAACAAGUGGACAAACUUGAACGCUUCAACUGUUUUCCCGGGCGCAAUACUAAUGCAGCCGAAUGUUCUCGUAGAGGCUGUUGCUGGAAUGAUGAGGUAACCGACAACUCACCUAGAUGUUACUACGCAGCUGACUAUGUGCAAGGAUACGAAGUCAGCUCUGUUGAACAUUCGGAUCUUGGACCAAUGCUUUAUCUCUCGUGGCUGAAGAAGUCUUAUUUUUCCGCAGACCAGUUUCCAUACCCUGGUGCUGUCGAGAAGCUGGCUGUGAAAGCAUUGUUUGAGACCAACAAUAGGCUGCAUGUCAAAAUAUAUGAUCCAGCAAACAAGAGAUACGAAGUACCAAUUGAACUUCAACAAGGAAAUUCAAUGCAAAAGGAUUAUCGAGACUAUGAAUUCUCAUACACAAAGUCACCAUUUUCUUUUGUCGUUAAAAGGACAUCAACUGGAACAGUUUUAUUUAAUACAAAUUAUGGAAGUCUAGUCUUUUCCGACCAGUUCCUUCAGAUAUCGUCAUCGCUUCCUUCUGAUUUGGUGUAUGGCCUAGGAGAACACAUUCAUAGAAGAUCUGAAGUUGAAAGCAAGCCAUCUCAAAGAAUUGAUCUAGCAAAGUGGACAACGGUAACUCUCUUCACUAGAGACAUCUUUCCUGAGGAUCCAGCCUGGAAUCUCUAUGGGGUGCAUCCAUUCUACUUGGCAAUUGAGCCAUUGAUAAAUGGAGAAAGAAAAUCAUAUGGUGUCUUAUUUCUGAACAGUAAUGCCAUGGAUAUAGCACUACAGCCCUUGCCAGCCAUUACAUACAGAACAACUGGUGGAAUAAUGGACUUCUACUUCUUUGUGGGAGACACGCCAGAAGAUGUAAUUCAACAGUACACUGCACUUAUUGGACACUCAUUCAUGCCUCCUUAUUGGUCUUUGGGUUUCCAUCUUUGCCGCUGGGGUUAUGGAACUGCAAACAAGACUCAAGAGGUUGUAGACAAGAUGAGGAGUCUUGGUAUUCCUCAGGAUGUGCAGUGGAAUGAUAUUGAUUACAUGAGAGAUUAUCUGGACUUCACUUACGACAAAGAAAAAUUUGGUUUAUUACCCCAAUUAGUACAACAUUUGCACAACAAUAACCAGAAAUACAUCAUGAUUGUGGAUCCUGGAAUAUCGAUCACACAACCACCUGGAAGUUAUCCUCCAUACGACCAAGGACUCAAAUUAGGCAUUUUUAUUAAUGUAUCCAAAACAAAUAACAUUCCAAUUGUUGGACAGGUCUGGCCGGGAAAGACUGCGUUUCCUGACUUUACAAACCCACAGUCUACUUCUUACUGGACAGAAAUGAUUCGGAACUUCCACAAUGAGAUACCAUUUGAUGGAUUAUGGAUUGACAUGAAUGAACCAUCAAACUUUGUUCAAGGUUCAAUCAAUGGGUGUCCAAAGUCAUCACUAAAUGAUCCACCUUUUCUGCCAGGCAUUGUAGGUGACAAGCUGUAUGACAAAACUCUGUGCAUGACGUCUCAACAAACAGCAUCAGAACACUACAAUGUUCACAGUCUGUAUGGUCACACAGAGUCUAUAGCUACUGCAAAAGCUUUACAAACUGUACUGCAAAAGCGAUCACUGGUUAUAUCAAGAUCUACUUUUGUAAGCUCGGGUCACUAUGUAGGACACUGGCUGGGUGAUAAUCAAAGCACAUGGUCAGACCUAGCUAGGUCUAUUACAGGGAUACUUGAUUUUAGCCUAUUUGGCAUCUCAAUGGUUGGUGUCGAUAUCUGUGGCUUUGGUGGACACAACACGACAGAAGAGCUUUGCACGCGUUGGAUGGAGCUUGGAUCAUUCUACCCAUUUUCUCGAAAUCACAAUGCAAACAACAAAAAUCCACAAGAUCCAGCAUCAUUUAGUGAAAAUGUUGCUGUUCCUGCCAUGAGGAAUGCACUUACAUUGAGGUAUAAGCUUCUUCCUUACCUCUAUACAUUAUUCUAUCAAGCCCACAUCAAUGGAACAACAGUUGCUCGACCUCUGUUCUUCGAAUUUCCAAAUGAAAACAUGUUUGACAUUGGCUACGAGUUUAUGUGGGGCAAAGCACUUUUAAUUGCACCUUUACUCGAAGAAGGAGCUGACAAGACUGAUGUUGUUUUUCCACCGGCUUACUGGUAUGACUUCCAUACAGGAUCUCCCAUUGUUGAGGGAAUUUCAGCAACUAUAACUGUCAAUGCCCCUCUUGGGAAAGGUCAAGUUCCUCUGUUCAUACGUGGUGGAUAUAUUGUACCUAGUUUCCACUAUGCCAACACCACAACACAAGAUACUCAAAAAAAUCCAUUUUGGCUCACAGUGGCCAAUGGUCAGCAGUCAGCAGAUGGCAGCAGACACAGUAUAGGUGACUUGUUCUUAGAUGAUGGUGAAUCUCUCAUUAAUGAAACUGAACAUCAGCAUACAUUGAUAAAAAUGCACUACCAGGACAAUCACAAACAAGGUAGGCUGAGGCUGGAAGCAACAAUAUCCACAUACUCUCCUUAUCGAACAAUGAUACUUGCUGGUGUUGACAUUCUGGGAAUGUCAAGUAACGUGACUAUACAGUAUGUUCAAGUCAACAAUGAUACACUGCCGACAUCCAGUUACCUGUUAUUCGCAACAAAGAAGCUGUUACGAGUUACCCUUUCAGCUUCUACUACGCUUGAGUCAUUCACUCUAUUGUGGCAAGCAAGAAGUUCUUCAUAACUCUGCAAAUAAGAUGCACAUCCUUGUGUUCAAGCGCGGUAGACUCUAGUGCGCUUGCGCGUGUUUUGUUCGAUUUUCGAAAGUAGCACGUGGCAGGUUUUCUCCUUGCCAUUAGCUGUAUUGACCGUAGGCUUUACCGUUUACACACUGACAUGAAUGUUAAAUCAUUGAAUGAAA
Molecule: messenger RNA, 3138 nt
Organism: Corticium candelabrum
Lineage: Eukaryota; Metazoa; Porifera; Homoscleromorpha; Homosclerophorida; Plakinidae
Product: lysosomal alpha-glucosidase-like
Exons: 21
Coding region: 58-2961 (967 amino acids)
Biological process (GO): carbohydrate metabolic process
Molecular function (GO): alpha-1,4-glucosidase activity; carbohydrate binding
Source: RefSeq, a predicted model, not a curated record